GAAGUUUGAAAACUGGGAUCCUCCAUGAUUCAGAGGUCCUCUGUAUGGUCCUUUUGUAAAUGCACAAGAGUCUUUCAAAAUAUUCAAGCUUCCGUCCCUGGCAUUGAUGUCGUGCGAGCAACAUGUGCUAUGUGAUUGUCACCUCGCGGACGCUUCUUUGGACAUUACUGACUAUGGCAACCACGUUAGCAAUGGUGGCAGCUGUCAUCACUCCUACCUGGCUCAUUGGACCCUCUCGAAAACUGCGAGCUCGAAGCAAGUCUCAUUCCGAUGAUGAGAUCUUUACACCUUCUUUAGGUCUUUACAACGGCUGCAUUAAACUGCACGAAAUCGAUCAGUUGUUUACUGAGACUUGUGCUCCUUUUGUCACCAGCUUCAGCAUGUCUUCAGAAGCGUUCCCGAAUUUCUGGAAAGCGGCCCUCGUUCUCUUUGUUUGUGGUCUCGGGUUAAUGUCUUUCACCCUCUUGACAUCACUCUCUUGUUGCUGCAUUCGCAGUGUCUUCAGGAAAUCUGUAUUCACCGUUUCAGGAACUAUCCAGGCUAUUGCAGGUCUUCUGUUUCUGUUGGGACUGCUUUUAUAUCCAGCUGGUUGGGGAAGUCGGCGCAUUCAGAUGGUCUGUGGCAACAGAGUUGGACCUUACAUUCUUGGCGAUUGCUUCAUAGGUUGGACUUAUUACUUAGCUAUGACUGGAACCGCCGUCACUUUUGUUUGCUCUCUCCUCUCCAUUCAAGCCGAAAUUUCCACCGCCGGCACUAAAGUGCAAGACGGUCUCUUGGAGGGAAAAAAACGUCAUCUGCCCUCAUCUAACGAUGAAAGAACGUCUGCCAUCAUUUUGGAAUAAAAAUGGCCCCCACAUCAUCUUCCACAAGCAAUGACCAGGACUGCUAAGUCAUGUGACAAUCUUUGAUAAAUUUAUGAUAAACAAAAAGGGUCUUCGUACAUUAACUUCUCGUUAAGGGAGACGAGAUGGCGACCGAUUCAUAACUCCUUACGCCCGAGUGAACUUGAUGAAAGAUUUUCUUCAUUCUUUGCCAAUCUCUUUUCUCAUUUAGGAGCAAUUUAUUAAAGAACUAAAAAACUGGACUCAGGAUGAAUUAAUUUUCAGUUUUCACAUUACAUAAAAUGCUGCAACAGCAGUUGUUUAUGAAAGAAUAUACAUUAUUGAGAGGAAAAUUUAUUCAACACAUAAUGUUUCAAGUUUUUCUGCUAUGUGUAUAUUUGAAUUUUUUGGAAUUGUUACUUCAAUUUGG
This is a messenger RNA of Uloborus diversus, 1251 nucleotides long. RefSeq names its product LHFPL tetraspan subfamily member 2 protein-like. The record is from RefSeq and is a predicted model, not a curated record. NCBI's taxonomy places the organism in Eukaryota, Metazoa, Arthropoda, Arachnida, Araneae, Uloboridae. Gene Ontology annotation, cellular component: membrane.